Molecule: messenger RNA, 2236 nt
Organism: Pungitius pungitius (ninespine stickleback)
Lineage: Eukaryota; Metazoa; Chordata; Actinopteri; Perciformes; Gasterosteidae
Gene: rrh
Product: retinal pigment epithelium-derived rhodopsin homolog
Exons: 7
Coding region: 298-1314 (338 amino acids)
Biological process (GO): G protein-coupled receptor signaling pathway; phototransduction; cellular response to light stimulus
Cellular component (GO): photoreceptor outer segment; plasma membrane
Molecular function (GO): G protein-coupled photoreceptor activity
Source: RefSeq, a predicted model, not a curated record
AGUCUCUGGUUUGAGCCUUAGGCAUUAAAUCAAGCACAGUUUUGUAACAUCGAAGCUUAUUGGCCAGAGCCGAGCAAUUCCACGUGAGAGUUAAUCCUCUCUUGUGAAGCCCUGUUGCAUCCAGCUAACUGGGGACCAGUGGUAUGUAAUAAUCCGCCUCACCCCCCACCACUCCACAACAAUACCCAACAGAUUUUAGUUUCACCAAGCAUUUUGCAAUACCAACUCUCUACAUCUCCUCCCUCUUGGAAUUUUCGCGUUGCCUCUUUCUUCCGAGACGGUGACCCUUUGACACCUAUGAGAAUGGGGAUUGACUCUGGAGUCAAUGUUUCAGACGAUCUUACUCUUUACGGGGGGAAAAGUGCCUUUACCCAACUGGAGCACAACAUAGUGGCUGGAUAUCUAAUCACUGCAGGUGUCGUAAGUUUAUUUAGCAACAUUGUCGUGCUGCUCAUGUUUGGAAAGUUUAAAGAGCUGCGGACUGCCACCAACUUUAUUAUAAUCAAUCUCGCAUUUACUGACAUUGGAGUGGCUGGUAUCGGCUAUCCCAUGUCAGCUGCCUCAGACAUCUACGGCAGCUGGAAAUUUGGCUACACUGGUUGUCAGAUCUAUGCAGCUCUCAACAUCUUCUUCGGCAUGGCCAGCAUCGGGCUGCUGACGGUGGUGGCCAUCGAUCGAUACCUCACCAUCUGCAGACCCGACAUAGGGCAGAAAAUGACGAUGCAAUCCUACAACCUGCUUAUCCUAGCAGCCUGGCUGAAUGCUGUAUUCUGGUCCUGCAUGCCUGUGGUGGGCUGGGCUAGUUAUGCCCCUGACCCCACCGGAGCCACAUGCACCAUCAACUGGAGACAGAAUGACGCCUCCUUCAUCUCUUACACCAUGGCUGUGAUUGCUGUGAACUUUGUGUUGCCUCUGUCGGCCAUGUUUUACUGCUACUACAACGUGUCUGCCACUGUGAAGAGAUACAAAGCCAGCAACUGCCUGGACAGCGGCAACAUCGACUGGUCAGACCAGAUGGAUGUGACCAAGAUGUCCAUAGUGAUGAUCAUCAUGUUCCUGGUGGCCUGGUCCCCUUACUCCAUUGUGUGUCUCUGGGCCUCAUUUGGUGACCCCAAGACCAUUCCCGCCCCCAUGGCUAUCAUCGCUCCACUCUUUGCCAAAUCCUCCACCUUUUACAACCCCUGCAUUUAUGUUAUUGCCAACAAGAAGUUCAGAAGAGCCAUCAUAGGGAUGAUUCGAUGUCAAACCAGGCAGAGAAUCACCAUCAAUAGCCAGGUUCCCAUGACAACCUCCCAACAACCCCUGACCCAGUGAGGUCACCUUGUUUUAAAGUCACCUGGCAGUAAAACCAGUGGUAGGAGAUCGCUUCGAUGGAUUGAUAUGAAUCAGUGUCAGUAUUUUCAUCCCUAAUAGUCUAAUGUAGUGUUUUGUUUACUGUGUACAACUCCACAAGGCAUGAUUUCAUUUCCUUAAGCAGCUAGCUAACAGUAGUAGUAGUAGUUUCAUUGAACUGUGACCCUGAAGGCCCACCAUCACUUGUUGUAUCAAAUACUGUUUCCCCAUCGAUAUGUGGGAUCCUAAACAGAUAUUUAAUUACUUUGGGGAACUACAUCAUCAUUCUUUGGCUGAAACCCUCCACCAAGCUUUCUUGUUGCAUGUUACAUCCAUUUCAUCAUACAAGGCUGUUAGAAAUGGGAAAUUCUAAUAAUAAGCAUAUUAAUUAUUGUGUUAGGGCCCAACAUUUUUGGUUUUGUGACCUAGGAAAGUAUUUGUGGCAAUAUUUAAAGAAAUUUCCCUGAUACAUGUCAAGAAUAGACAGAAAUGCCAAUACACACAAACACAUAAGUCCUUCAAUGUAGCCAAGGACAUCGCUGCAGGACGGCCUCCGUUAGUGUUUUAAAGUUAUGUCAUAUUUAUUUGUUAUUGUCGAUCCAUUACUAUAGCAGUUUUUAACAUUUUCAACGAAACCUGGCAUGAUGGUUGACAACAUAUUAUUUAAGUAUUAUUAAUGCUACAUCAAGUUCAUGUUCAUGUUGUGAAUACAAAAUGUUGAUCUCCAAUACAAAAAUAUUAAUUAUAGUAGUGAAGCAAAGAACUUUGCUUUUGUUGCUGCUGGAGCCAAAAGAACAUGAAAUAAAAGUCAUGGCGCAAAUUCAGUUGUUUAAGUAAAUGUUUAUUCAACUCUUCAGCAAGUUUCAGUUCCAUUAUUGCUCACAGAUACAAACGGCAGAAUGCA